Molecule: messenger RNA, 1650 nt
Organism: Scaptodrosophila lebanonensis
Lineage: Eukaryota; Metazoa; Arthropoda; Insecta; Diptera; Drosophilidae
Product: arrestin domain-containing protein 17
Exons: 5
Coding region: 104-1402 (432 amino acids)
Biological process (GO): protein transport
Cellular component (GO): cytoplasm
Source: RefSeq, a predicted model, not a curated record
GACAGCGCGCCAAAUUCAAGAGCGUCUCUUCUGAAAAGUGCCAACAAGUUAAAACCAAAGCAGAAAUAUCAAUCAGUCAGUCAUAUUUUAAGCCUCAACCGCCAUGGCAGUGACAUGUGUAAUCGACUUUGAUAAUAAUCCGUACGGCACAUAUUUUGCGGGCCAAGUUCUUAGCGGACGCGUUACAUUGUCGUUGGAUAAGGUCAAAUAUGUAAAAGCCAUUUCGCUGACCAUAAGUGGUUAUGCUGAGACCCGUUGGUCGGAAUCAUCGACCACAAAUGGCAAGGAGAGCUCAGAAACCUAUCACGGACGUGAAGACUACCUGGCUUCAUUGACAUAUCUAAUGGGCUCCGAUGCAAAUCCUUCACAGAUUUCCAUUGAGCCAGGAAUUCGUACUUACAACUUCUCCUGCCCAAUACCCGCCAUAUGUCCGUCAUCAUUUGAGGGAUCGUUUGGAAGAGUGCGCUACGCCGUGAAGGUUGCCUUGGUGCGCCCCUGGAAGUUCGAUAAUACUUUCAGUCGCUAUUUCACGGUCUUGAAAGUGAUGGACCUGAACUAUGACAGUCCGCUGUUGCGUAUGCCGGCGCACACAGAAAUCCAAAAGACUUACUGCUGCUGGCCCUGUCGCUCUGAGCCGCUCGUUCUGCAACUAGCCUUGCCGCAAACUGGCUUCGUAGCUGGCCAAAAUAUUCCAGUUGGUGUGCUGGUGACUAACGACAGUGCCAUUAAAGUGGAGGAACUAAAGGUCAGACUGGCCAUGCUGGUCUGCUACUACUCCCAGGGACCAUAUAUCCGCACCAAGAACGAACGCAUCGUGGUCAGCAAGUUGAAGGGCGACGAAGUGCUGCGACAUUGCAAAAAGCAAUUCACUUACGAGCUCCACGUGCCGGCCACGCCGCCUACUUGUUUCAAUCUUUGUCGGAUCAUACAGAUCGCCUAUCAAGUGGAACUUGAAGCCAAAGUCAAGGGCUUGCACAUGAAUCAGACCCUAGCCAUUCCAGUGACGAUUGGCAGCGUGCCUUUGUCCGAACAGGUGAUUCACCAGCCACGUGGCAUGAUGCCCCAACCUCUGGACGUGAACACAUUGGAAGGUGGUGGGGCUCCAGCAAAUGAGAUCGGCUUUAGAGAGGUGUCCCAGCCAUGGGCUGUAGAUCCCAACAUACCUCCACCCAACUAUGAGGCUGCCUUGCAUAUGCGUGAUGCCCAGGCAGCUGCCUCGACCGAGCCCGAUAACAGAGAGCGUCCAAACACUUUGCCUUUGGAUGGCAAAGGCUUCACUCCGCUCUAUCCAGUCUUUAAUAUACCUAGCCCCACGGCACCUGUAGACUGGGAGCAGAACAACAUGCCAUUGGGUGGAGUUGCAAAUCCCAACUCCGAAGGAGACAAAGGAACUUGGCUGUGAAGACAACUAGUCUAUAAAACAAUGAUGGUGGUGCCACAAUCUAUAAAUGAUAUGAAUGAUUAAUUUAAAGUUUUUGUUUGGUAAUGAAAAGCAAAUAAUGAUAAUUAUGUCAACAUUUCUGAGGGUCGUACUACUUAUUAUAUACCAUAUUUAUAUUCGAGUUGGUAUGGGGAUGGCCUUUUCUUUGUAAACGCAGGGAAUAUAAAUACUUGUACUUAGAAUAUAAAUAAAACCAAUAAGCCUUUGAA